This is a messenger RNA of Salvia splendens (bonfire salvia), 4003 nucleotides long. RefSeq names its product putative acyl-activating enzyme 19. The transcript has 17 exons. Gene Ontology annotation, biological process: amino acid activation for nonribosomal peptide biosynthetic process. The record is from RefSeq and is a predicted model, not a curated record. Gene Ontology annotation, molecular function: protein binding. NCBI's taxonomy places the organism in Eukaryota, Viridiplantae, Streptophyta, Magnoliopsida, Lamiales, Lamiaceae. The coding region runs from base 56 to 3619 and encodes 1187 amino acids.
CUAAUCCUAGACUUCGAACUUGAAACCUUCUUCACUCCGGCUACUCGAAAUUAAAAUGUCUUGCGCCGGAGCGGCGGACUGCAGGAGGUCGCCGUGCUGCAUAUCGCACGAGUUCUAUAAAGCCGCCUCUAAAUCCCCCAACAAGGUAGCCGUUAUACACGCGUCCUCAAUUGCCCGCGAUUCCGCUCAACCAGCUGCCAAUAGUACCAAAUUCGCCUCCGCGGAAUCCCGACCUCCGCUUUAUGAUGGCGACGAGCACUUCACUUUCUCCGAUAUCCUCUCCGCCGUUGAAAAUCUCAGUUUGCGGCUAAGGCGAUUUCUCGACGGCACCACUAAGCCGUCUUUGAUCAAACCUCGUUCAGUUAAUGUUGCAAGUGACAAGUCUGUACACAUUUCUGAAUAUUUGGAAAGCUCAAGUCAAAGUGUACAACAGCCAACUAAGACUAGGAACAUGCACAUUCCAAAAGUGGUAGGAAUAUAUAUGGAGCCAUCCGUUGAGUACAUUGUCGCCGUCCUUUCGAUUUUAAGAUGCGGGGAAGCAUUCAUGCCUCUUGAUCCCAGUUGGCCGAAAGAAAGGAUAUUGUCACUAUUAUCAUAUUCAAAAGCUGAUCUAGUUAUCGGGACUGAUAAGUCAAUCGAGGGGAAUAGUUGUCACAGGCUUGAUUCAUCAAAAUGGCUUGUUGAUGAAGGACGAAUUCCUGUUUUGUUUUAUUCUGUAAAGGAGAUCAUUAACAGACAGUCUCAUUUAAUACUGGGUUGGCCUUGUGAAAAUGAAAGCUUAAGAUCAUUCUGUUACUUGAUGUAUACAUCAGGAUCUACUGGAAAACCUAAAGGUGUAUGUGGCACUGAAAUAGGUCUAGAUCAUUUAUUUUGUUCACCCACGCCAGUGCUCUCAUGGCAGAACGAAAUUACUGUAGGUCUUCUUAAUCGGUUUUUAUGGAUGCAAGACAUGUAUCCUCUACACGAAGGAGAUGUAGUGCUUUUCAAAACAUCAAUAAGCUUCAUUGAUCACAUGCAAGAGUUUCUUGGAUCGAUACUCUCUACUUGUACGUUGGUGAUACCUCCUUUCAGUCAGCUAAAAGAAAAUGUAUUUUGUAUUAUAGACUUUUUACAGGGAUACUUCAUUAGCAGAUUUGUAGCAGUACCGUCCUUAAUGAGGACAAUCCUUCCUUCUCUACGUGGUCCAUUAUUAGCAGCAAUUCAAGAUUCACUGAAGUUACUUGUGCUAAGUGGUGAAGUUCUGAAUAUUCCCUUGUACAAUAUGCUUCUGAAGUCUCUACCCAAGACUUCGAUAUUGAAUCUUUAUGGUAGCACUGAGGUGACAGGUGACUGUACAUACUUCGACUGCAAAAGAUUGUCUCUGCUUCUGGAAACGGAGGUGCUAACCAGUGUACCAAUUGGUUUACCUAUGUCUAACUGUGAUGUGGUUCUUCAUGGUGAAAAUAAUCCACAUGAAGGGGAGAUAUUUGUUGGUGGACUAUGUGUUGCGGCAGGUUACUUCAACCAUCCAUAUCUCAAGCCCUUAGCAGAUGGGACUUUGUCUUCAGAACAUGAUGCUAAUGGAUGUAAAGUUCAGCAUUACUAUAAAACUGGUGAUUUUGCCAGAAAGCUCCCUAGUGGUGAUCUGGUUUGUCUUGGAAGGAAGGAUCGUAUUGUAAAGGUUAGUGGGCAUCGCAUUGCUCUUGAGGAAAUCGAGAGUGCGUUGCGGGAUCAUCCUGAUGUAGCUGAUGCAGCAGUGUUAUCCCGCGAGGUUGAUGGAGAAUUCUUACUUCUUGAAGCUCAUGUGGUGAUGGACAAAACUGCCGAACAUGAUAAACUCUUAAAAACUGCCCUUAAAAAUUGGUUACUGGGCAAGCUUCCAAGGAUAAUGAUACCAGUCAACAUCAUGUUAACCAAAUCACUUCCUUUGACAUCUUCAGGGAAGGUUGACUUCCUUUCAUUAGCUAAUUCAACACUUCCUGACCAACAAUCCAGGAUUGAUAUCGGAGAAAUUUCUCAGGACCACCUCAUUCAAGUCAUCAGAAAGGCCUUUUCUGAAGUGUUAAUGGUUGAGAAGGUUUCAGCUGAUGACAAUUUUUUUGUGAUGGGCGGUAAUUCUAUAUCUGCAGCUUAUGUCUCAUUCAAGCUGGGAAUCCAUAUGAAGUUUCUAUACACUUUCCCUACUCCGUCGAUGCUUCAAAUGGCCCUUUUGUCACCCAGUUCUCAUCUAGAAACUUAUACUGAUUUGGAAGUAGAUUCCAGAAGGCCAGAAGGCAGGAUUUUAUCAAGGGAAUCAAGUAUUUCCAGUACUCUUCUUGACAAGGCUAAUAAAAUGUUAAUUCAGGCUGAUACUGAUGGAGGCAUUUAUAAUCCUACUAAGAAGUCAAAGACAGAGUCAAAUGCCUGUUACUCGGAGAAACAAAGCCCUGCCAAUAGUUUGUGGAAUCCCACUGCAGUGCAAACUGAAUGCUCGUUUAGUCGAUGCAACAAAAGCGAGCAUGGAAGGCAAUGUGACAGAAGUUACUUAUGCAAUAGUAUCGGGCCCAACAUUGUACCAAGAGAUGGAAAAGGAUUUAUGCGAGAACUUUGGAAAGUUGACAUGGGUUCUUGUGUUGAUGCAUCACCUCUUGUGGUUUCCAGUGGAAGUAAUAUCUAUUUGUUCAUUGGAUCUCACUCGAACAAAUUUGUUUGUAUAGAUGGAAGAAGUGGUAUUGUUCAAUGGGAGACCAGAUUAGAUGGACGUGUAGAAUGUUCAGCUGCAAUUGUCGAUGAACUUUCUCAGAUUGUAGUUGGUUGUUACCAAGGAAAUAUUUACUUCCUUCACUUUUCAAAUGGCAAUGUCAAAUGGAGUUUCCGAACUAAUGGUGAGGUAAAAUCGCAGCCAGUGGUUGACAAGUGCAGACAUUUGGUUUGGUGUGGAUCUUAUGACCACAGUCUGUAUGCCAUCGACUACAAAAGCUACUGCUGUAUUUAUAAACUUCCUUGUGGGGGCAGUAUAUUUGGUUCACCUGCUAUAAAUGAGAUGCAACAAAUGCUUUAUGUAGCAUCCACCAAUGGGCAUGUUACAGCAUUGGAAAUUAAGAAUCUUCCCUUUAAGAAGUUAUGGAAGCAAGACGUGGGGGCACCUGUUUUUGGUUCUCUUUCAAUCAAUUCUUCUGAUGGAAAUAUAAUUUGUUGCUUGGUAGAUGGGACUGUUGUUGUCCUCAGAACCUGUGGGUCCAUUGUUUGGAAGGUCAGUACUGGUGGGCCAAUUUUUGCUGGACCCUGCGCAUCUCAAGCAUUGCCUUCUCAGGUGCUCAUAUGCUCUAGAGAUGGAUGCAUCUAUUCUUUUGAGAUGGAGACGGGUAAUCUGAUCUGGAAGCACACAUUAGGUCGUCCAAUCACUUCAUCUCCUUAUGUAGAUGAGAACACCCAAUUGAUGUCCAACAACUCCAGCUCAUCUGACAGGUUAAUCUGUGUCUGCGACAGUUCUGGUAGUAUUUUUGUUCUUAGAGUUGAUUCCGAUAUGAACAAAGUUGAGGAAUUUGCUCGACUGGACCUGGAAGGCGAUAUCUUUUCUUCCCCGGUGAUGAUCGGGGGCAGGAUUUUUGUGGGUUGUAGGGAUGACUAUGUGCGUUGCAUUAAGCUUGACAUCAAAUAGCUCAAACUUCAACAUGAACAGUGUAUCCGUCUCCACUUCCUCGACCACGAUGAAGAUUUUAGUAGUAAAGUUUGAGUGGCAUCACAUGGUGCGGUGUUGGCGGAGAGCUCAGGAUCACCGGAGAGAUGGGAACGUCCAUCGAGAUUCUGCCGCAAGAAUUGUAGCUAAACAAGUUGUUUGAGAGAGUAGAUAGUGUAGAAGAAGAGAUAGUAUUCAUCGUUUCAUUGCUUAGUUGCAGAAGAAGAGUACAAUGCUAUUGAUAGGAGAAUAGCUAUUCAAUGCUAUUGAUAACUAACUGUUUGUUGGCGGUUAUAAUAUCGUCUGCCACUUAUAUUUGGGUAGUAUUUUGAUAUUGAUUCAAAUAAAAAUAAUGAGCUAAUUAAU